CAGGUGAACGAAGGUUGUGCCGCGGACAAAUCAAAUCAAUUCGUAAGCAGUGUGCGCAUUAGGAGCUAAACUUACAUGUCGGGAAAACUGAUCAUGAAGCGCAAGCGUGCGGAUCAGCAAAGAACGCAGCAGCAGGAGCAGCAGCAGAAUGAUGAUGAACAGCAGCAGGAGCAAGAGAAACGCCAUCGCUUGGAUCCAGAAUCCAGAUCAUUAACGCCACCACUAGAGCCCAGUCCAGCAAGCGAUGAGGCAAGUGGCGCCAAUAGCAUUUUGCUCGAGGCACUGCAAAAGAUCAUGGAGUUGCAGUCGGAGCUGGACUCAUUCGAACAGGAACUGGACGAGCGCGAGGCUGAUGAGUCGUCCGACAAUGAGGAGGAACCCCAGUUGCCCAUUUUUGUGCCGCCCCGACGACGCAGCGAGGCUGAAGCGCUAGGAUUUGCUAUGUGCGCUCGCGAAACUUUGCUCUUCCUGCAAAGCGAAGGCGUCUCCACCGAAUCGCUGCUCUAUAAAACAUUACUGAGCAAACUUGUGGGCCAGAGCGAUGGCCUGCUUCAAGCCUGAAAUAGU
Molecule: messenger RNA, 567 nt
Organism: Drosophila busckii
Lineage: Eukaryota; Metazoa; Arthropoda; Insecta; Diptera; Drosophilidae
Product: putative GATA zinc finger domain-containing protein 25
Exons: 1
Coding region: 76-561 (161 amino acids)
Source: RefSeq, a predicted model, not a curated record